UUGUUUAUCUUCAAAAGCCUUGCGGUGUCUUCAGCAUUGGGAGCUCUCAAAUAUUCCGGAUCAAACGCUUGUACAUUUCCAACUGCGAAGUGCUUGACACACAUGAUGGCUUGACUCUCACCCAUGGACAAAUGAUCAUCAACUAGGUCCGUCGGAAUACCGUAUGCUAACAUACUCAAAGCGGCUGUCACCAUUUGAAAGGUGAUAUGUCCGAGUUUUCCGGCGGCAUUCCUCCUUUACUGAAAAAACCGAUCAUGACUCGUCAGUUUCUCCGCAAUGUGUUUGAACAACUCGAUGCUCAUCCUAAAACAAUGCCGAAAGUAGGACUCGUGAUAUAUGAGAUCCUUCACAAAAUAGUACCUCAUCAAUCUAUUGUGGGCAUUGAUCAUGUCCCUCCAUAAUUUUUGACGACUGAUAACCGAACCACCAUGAUUCGGAGAUUCUCUACGAGUCGAAGUCAAACGAAACACCGACGCCGACCGACCUCAGGUAAACUCAUCGAAAACUUCACCUCGUGCUCAGCCACUGCAGUACUGCUAGCCAGUCAGCUCAUCAAGAAAAUAUACGACGCAUCUUGUGCUCGUCAGACAAUCGCCCUGUCGUCGCAGCUCGCAUUCCUGCUGCGCGGUUUCCGGUGGCUUCGCUGCAGAUCCCCAAGAAGCCUCAGAAGAAAUUGUUCCUCGCGGGCUGCUAUCUAUGAUGGAUCCCGACGCCAAGGAGGGCGGGCCACUACAAGAAGCUGGCCGCAACGGCAGCGCCGAAUGCGGCGUCGCCUCCCCCUUCCGUUGGCUGCGGCGGCUCUCCCGCGAGCUGCACUGGAGCUUUGUGCUCGCCGUCUUCGCCGUCUACGGGGCCUGCCAGGGCGUGGGCAGCGCCAUCGGGGUGGUCGCCGCCUCGUACUACAGCAAGGACGUGCUGCGCCUGCAGCCGUCCGCGGCGCAGCUCUACCAGGGCAUCGUGGACUCGCCGUGGGUCGUCAAGCCCAUCUGGGGCCUGCUCGCCGACGUCGUGCCCGUCGCCGGGUACCGCCGCCGCCCCUACUUCCUUCUCGCUGGCGUGAUUGGCGCAACAUCUAUGCUUAUGGUUUCCGUGCAAAGCAAUCUGGGGCUCAUACCGGCGGUCCUAGCCUUGACGGCGCAGAGCGCAGGCGCGGCGAUAGCCGACGUGACGCUGGACGCCCUGGUUGCGCAGAACAGCAUAACACACCCGUCACUCGCCGCCGACAUGCAAAGCCUGUGUGGGUUUUGCUCCUCAUUUGGGUCAUUGAUCGGGUUCUCCAUGAGCGGCCUUCUUGUCCACUCCAUGGGCGCCCAGGUGGCUAUUGGCUUGUUGAGCAUCCCCUCGGCACUGGUGUUCUCAGCUGGGAUUCUCCUGAAGGAGAGCAGAGUGACAGACUUCGAUUACAAGCAGGUUCAUAAGAAGUUCUACAAAGCAAUUCAGUCAAUGGGGACAACACUCAAGUGCCCUGAAGUCUGGCGGCCGUGUUUGUACAUAUUUGUUUCCCUCAAUCUAAGCCUGAACAUCCAAGGAGGAAUGUUCUACUGGUACACAGAUCAACUAACUGGACCAGGGUUUUCUGAGGAAUUUAUCGGUGUGAUCUAUGCGGUCGGUGCAGUGGGUUCACUACUCGGGGUUGUCCUAUACCAAAGUGCUCUAAAGGACUAUGAUUUCCGCAGCAUGCUUUUAUGGGGUCAGGUGCUGUCAAGCCUGACAGGGAUGCUUGAUCUAGCGCUGGUGACCCGACUAAACACGAAGGUCGGCAUGCCGGACUACGUUUUCGCGGUGAUCGACUGCGGCGUUUCGUGGAUGCCGGUUCUAGUACUUUGCUCCAAGCUUUGUCCUCCGGGCAUCGAAGGAACCUUCUAUGCGCUGCUCAUGUCUAUACAAAAUGUGGGGGCGCUUAUGUCUGCGUGGUGGGGUGGCCUACUGCUGCACACGCUGAAUGUGACUCGAUCGGAGUUCAGUAACCUUUGGGCAGUUGUGUUGAUCAGAAACGUCUCAAGGCUGCUUCCGCUGACGCUACUGUUUCUUGUUCCUCAAAGCGACCAGAACUCGACGCUCCUUCCUGCGGAGAUGCUCCACGAUGACGAGUCUACAGAAGCUGUCAAGGAUGGAUCGGGCAGUGCCCAGUUUUCCGUCCUUGUUACAGAUGAUUCAAGUUGUCAUCCUUGCAUUGAGGAUGUUCAAGAUGAGAGAAUCAAAGUGACUGAUGAUGUAGAGCUGAUCCCACUGAUGAACAAGAACAGAACAGUUGGGUGA
Molecule: messenger RNA, 2259 nt
Organism: Aegilops tauschii subsp. strangulata
Lineage: Eukaryota; Viridiplantae; Streptophyta; Magnoliopsida; Poales; Poaceae
Source: RefSeq, a predicted model, not a curated record